GCAGUAAUCAGAUGUGUGUGUGCGUGUGUGUGUGUGUGUGUGUGAGUGUCAGAGUGUCGCUGUCGCUCGGCCAUGGCCUGUCUGAUGGCCGCCUGGUCCGUCCACAACCCGGCCGUCACCAACUCUAUCAUCAUGAACACCAACGGGCCCCCGGACCUGAUGUUGGACCCCCGGACGGUGUGUGUCUGUAUGGACGAGGUGGUCAGCAAGCAGCAUGCUGGUGGCGGUGGUGGCGGUGGCCAGCAGACGCCGCUGCUGCACCGACACCUGAAGAAGGUGGAGAACAACCUGACGGAGGCGCAGAGGUUCUCCUCCCUGCCCAGGAGACCCGCCGUCAACAUCGAGUUCAAAGACGUGUCCUACUCCGUCCCUGAAGGACCCUGGUGGAGGAAGAAAGGUUACAAGACGCUGCUCAAAGGGAUUUCUGGGAAAUUCACCAGCGGCGGCCUGGUCGCCAUCAUGGGGCCCUCAGGAGCCGGCAAGUCCACCCUCAUGAAUAUACUGGCUGGAUACAGAGAGACGGGCAUGAAGGGUGAGAUCCUGAUCAACGGUCAGGCCAGAGACCUGCGCUCCUUCAGGAAGGUUUCCUGCUACAUCAUGCAGGACGACAUGCUGCUGCCACACCUCACUGUGCAGGAGGCCAUGAUGGUCUCAGCCAACCUGAAGCUGCAGGAGAAGGUGGAGGCUCGCAGGGAGAUGGUCAGGGAGAUCCUGAUGGCUCUGGGGUUACUGGACUGUGCUAAGACCAGGACGUCCCACCUGUCAGGGGGUCAGAGGAAGAGGCUGGCCAUCGCCCUGGAGCUGGUCAACAACCCCCCGGUCAUGUUCUUCGACGAGCCCACCAGCGGUCUGGACAGCUCGUCCUGUUUCCAGGUGGUGUCUCUGCUGAAGGCGCUGGCGCAGGGCGGCCGCACCGUCAUCUGCACCAUCCACCAGCCCAGCGCCAAGCUGUUCGAGCUCUUCGACAAGCUGUACGUGCUCAGUCAGGGUCAGUGCAUCUACAGAGGUAAAGUCUCCAACCUGGUUCCCUACCUGAGAGAGCUCAGCCUCAACUGUCCCACCUACCACAACCCCGCCGACUUCGUGAUGGAGGUGGCGUCGGGCGAGUACGGCGACCAGACGUCCCGGCUGGUGAAGGCGGUGCAGGACGGGCGGAGCGAGCUGGACGAGCACACGCAGCUGAACGGAGACAGCAGCCUCCACCCCUUCCUGUGGCAGCGCACCGAGGAGGAGUCCUCCUCGUCUGAAGGCUGUCACAGUUUCUCUGCCAGCUGUAUGACUCAGUUCUGCAUCCUGUUCAGACGAACCUUCCUCAGCAUCCUGAGAGACUCAGUGCUGACUCACCUGAGGAUCUCCUCCCACAUCGGGAUCGGCGUUCUGAUUGGCUUGCUCUACCUGGGCAUCGGCAACGAGGCCAAGAAAGUCCUCAGCAACUCCGGCUUCCUCUUCUUCUCCAUGCUCUUCCUCAUGUUCGCCGCCCUCAUGCCCACCGUGCUCACCUUUCCUCUGGAGAUGGGGGUUUUCCUGAGAGAACAUCUGAACUACUGGUACAGUCUGAAGGCUUACUACCUGGCCAAGACCAUGGCUGAUGUCCCCUUCCAGGUGGUGUUCCCGGUGGUGUACUGCAGCAUCGUCUACUGGAUGACGGCCCAGCCUCCGGACGCCGCCAGGUUCUUCCUCUUCCUGUCUCUGGGCGUCCUGACCUCCCUGGUGGCCCAGUCCCUGGGGCUGCUGAUCGGGGCCGCCUCCACGUCGCUGCAGGUGGCGACGUUUGUGGGUCCGGUCACGGCGAUCCCUGUGCUGCUGUUCUCCGGCUUCUUCGUCAGUUUCGACACGAUCCCCUGGUACCUGCAGUGGAUGUCCUACAUCUCCUACGUCAGGUACGGCUUCGAGGGAGUCAUCCUGUCCAUAUACGGCCUGGACCGGGAGGACCUGCACUGCGACGAGGACGACACCUGCCACUUCCAGAAGUCGGAGGCCAUCUUGAAGGAACUGGACAUGAUGGACGCUAAACUCUACCUGGACUUCAUCGUCCUCGGCAUCUUCUUCUUCUCCCUUCGACUCAUUGCUUACUUUGUCCUGCGCUACAAGAUCAGCGCUGAGAGGUAGACGAGGAGGACGAGGAGGACGAGGAGGACGAGGAGUUUCGGAGGGAGAACGUCCCAGCUGUGGUGUCCACACACUGUUAUUCCUGUCUAAUGCACUCAGCAUUAGAAGACUUUAGGCCAAAGUCUUUAGGCCAAAGUUAGCAUGUAGCUGUGUAGCGCUUCUACAUGUGAACACAUGAACCUACUUUGGCUAGCACUUUAAAAAUAAAUGACACAGAGAAGGUUUUUGAGGAGAUGUUUGGGGCCUCAAGGCACCAGCUGGCAGGGAAAAAUCAGAUCAGCUUUUUCCCCAAAAAAGAAAACAAAAGAAAUGAAAUGAAAAUGAAUGAAAUGAAAUGAAAGGUGGAAGCAGCACUGGGCUGUGAGGUGGAAGUAGAAGCAUCUACUCUAGAUGAUAAACCAGCUUUGGUAGGUUUGCUUUGUGCCAGAUCAGCCGAGGUAAACAGAGAGGGCUUUAAGCUGCAGGGUGUAGUCGGGUUUCUGUGUCCUUUCUGGGUGGACGAGGCCGGGCCGGGCCGGGACGGGACGGGACAGGAGCUGGUUUCUGCCUCCUGUGGGACCAACAGUGCCACCAGUUUGUGUCGACACACUGCUCACAGCUGGACAACGGUCUGGAGCUGCACACUGAAUGGAAUCACAGUGUGGAUGAGAGUGAUAUCCUGUUUUUUCCCUGAAGGUUAAAUGUGCCAGUCAGGCUUUAUGAAUGAAAUAUUGCAGCCCGGCGUGACGGCCGAGUGUGUAACAGAGCCGCCGCUCCACCAGAGGGCAGCGUGUCAGUGUCACGCUUUCAAACCUGCAGGUUUUAUGAAGCUGCAGUCACGUGACGUGGCCUACAGGGGGCGACAGAGGCCACAUCAGCAGGCAGGCUAGCUAAUGUUGCCAGGGAAAGUUCCCUAAACUUUACCCUAACCUUAACCAACUCUUUUAGCUAACAUUAGCUAAGGAACUAAAGAGAUAAGAAGCUGAUAUUCACUUAGCUGACAAGCUAGCAAUUAGCUAAUGUGCUAACAUUUGUGCAUGCUAAACACUCUGCUAGCUGUUAGCCGAGGCUCCUGCGUGUUGCCAUGGCGCCGAGGCGAUGCAAAGCGUGACUCUGCCAGGCGUUCCUGCGGCGUGGUGGCGUGGUGGCAUGGCGGCGUGGCGGCGUGGCGGCGGCGCUUCACGUCGGGCUGCAUGUUGUGGAGCCACAGAGACGCUCUGGCCUACAAAUCAAAUUCUCCAGAUUUACAAAAAUGACGGUUUGGUGCAAACCCUGCAGCAAAAUUCAUAUCAUGCUCAUUUUGCUAGGUUUUUUUUUUUUUUCUAGAUAAAAUGAAAAAGAUGCAAAUAAAAAUAUAUUGCCAAUUUUAUCACAGUUGCACUAUCUGUCAAAAUAAUCAUGAUUUUUUUUUUUUU
Messenger RNA from Myripristis murdjan (pinecone soldierfish), 3503 nucleotides. RefSeq names its product ATP-binding cassette, sub-family G (WHITE), member 1 (gene abcg1). NCBI's taxonomy places the organism in Eukaryota, Metazoa, Chordata, Actinopteri, Holocentriformes, Holocentridae. The transcript has 15 exons. Gene Ontology annotation, biological process: cholesterol efflux; transmembrane transport; cholesterol homeostasis. The record is from RefSeq and is a predicted model, not a curated record. Gene Ontology annotation, molecular function: ATP hydrolysis activity; ABC-type sterol transporter activity; ATP binding. Bases 73 to 2109 code for a protein of 678 amino acids. Gene Ontology annotation, cellular component: plasma membrane.